Oryzias latipes (Japanese medaka) is the source of this 2892-nucleotide messenger RNA. It is a transcript of the gene ern2, whose product is annotated as endoplasmic reticulum to nucleus signaling 2. Gene Ontology annotation, biological process: mRNA processing; intrinsic apoptotic signaling pathway in response to endoplasmic reticulum stress; protein phosphorylation. Gene Ontology annotation, cellular component: IRE1-TRAF2-ASK1 complex. Lineage: Eukaryota; Metazoa; Chordata; Actinopteri; Beloniformes; Adrianichthyidae. The record is from RefSeq and is marked provisional. Gene Ontology annotation, molecular function: RNA endonuclease activity; protein serine/threonine kinase activity; ATP binding.
AUGGGAACUCUCGGACUCCUGCUAAUAUGUCUUUUCCUGCUGACCUGGGAGGCUGACCCAAUUCAGGGUGCAGGGGCCAGAUCAGUCACACUCCCAGAGUCCCUUCUGUUCAUCUCCACCUUGGAUGGCAGCCUGCAUGCCGUCUCCAAACAGACAGGAGACAUCAAGUGGACCCUAAGAGAAGACCCCAUUAUUCAAGUUCCUGUUUACCUCACAGAGCCCGAUUUCCUCCCAGAUCCAAAUGACGGCAGUUUAUAUGUACUCGGUGGAAAGCACAAGGAGGGUCUGAUGAAACUGCCAUUCACCAUCCCAGAGCUGGUUCAGUCAGCUCCCUGCAGAAGCUCUGAUGGCAUACUGUACACAGGGAAAAAGCAGGAUGUGUGGUUUGUGGUGGAUCCUGAAACAGGCGAAAAACAAACAAGCCUAACCACCUCCUCCUCCGAAUCCAUCUGUCCCAACAGCCCUCUGCUCUACAUCGGACGCACAGAGUAUGUGAUUACCAUGUUUGACACGAAGACGCAGGAACUGAGAUGGAAUGCAACGUACAACGAUUACUCUGCCCCUCCUUAUGACGAGAAGCUAGACUACAAGAUGGCCCAUCUGGUGUCAAGCGGUGACGGACUUGUUGUGACUGUGGACAGAGAGUCAGGGGAUGUCCUGUGGAGUCAGAACUACGGCUCCCCGGUCAUCGGGGUGUACCUGUACUCUGGGGACUCUCUGAGACACGCGCCUCACCUGUCCCUUGCCAUAGAAACGCUCCGGUUCCUCACCUUCUCCGCCAAGGAUCAGGCAGAAGCACACUCUUCCUUGAAGUGGAGCUAUCAGUUUGUGAAAGAGCAAGCCACUGCGCAGGCUCAGCUUGUACCCACUCUCUAUGUCGGAAAGCUGGACUCUCACUUCUAUGCCUCCACUUCUCUCGUCCACCAUGGUGUCUCAUUAUUGCCGCGAGGAUUGAUCCUGGCACGGAUCGAGGGUCCAGUGACGUCUGGAGUGACGGUUAGCGGGAGAGGGGAGUGUGAAAUCACACCGUCUACUGAUGUGCGUUAUCCACCAGGAAGCACAGCCAGCAAGAAAAACCACUGGCUGCUCAUAGGGCACCAUGAGCUCCCUCCUGUAGCCCACACCACCAUCCUGAGGGAUUUUCCCGUCUCUCUGCAGCACUCCACUGAGAAAGUUAUCCCACCUCGAUCUACGGCUUCCUCUGACUCCUACUACCAUCAGCACUACUUCCAGAAAGUGUCUGGAAUCCACGGCAACCCGGAGUCUAACAAAGAAGGAGCUGACGGCAGGAAAACGGUACAGACUCCAAGGCCAGCCGCUGCGCUACCCAUCAGCCUGACGCAGGACCACCUGACCCUGGCUGUCCUCACUCUGCUGCUUGGAGGAUGGCUCGUCUUUGUGCUCACGUGUCUCCUCCGUCCCACCCAGCAGCUGACAGUUCAGAGGCAGCGAGAAGAAGCGUUUGAGACUCACCCCCAGGUCAUACACAACAAUAAUCAGACCAACGCCUCCGUUUCUGAAGACGUGACCCAGUCUACUGACACAAAUGUCACAAAGGACUCUCCACCUUCAUCCACCGACUCUCCACCCAGCCUCAACAGUCACAGCAGCAACAUCCCCGACUCAGAGGAAGUUAGUGCUGCUGCUCAUAAAACCACAGAAGAAGGGUUCAGUGAGGAAGUGCAGGUGGGAAAAGUUUCCUUUUUCCCCUCGGAGGUGCUUGGACAUGGAUCUGCAGGAACAUUUGUGUUUAAGGGUAAAUUUGAUGGACGGCAUGUGGCGGUGAAGCGAAUCCUGCCAGAGUGUUUUGAGGUGGCAGAGCGGGAGGUGCAGCUCCUCCGGGAGUCCGACACGCAUCCAAAUGUCAUCCGAUAUUUCUGCACAGAGAGGGACCGCCUUUUCACUUACAUCGCCAUCGAACUAUGCACUGCAACGCUGCAACAGUAUGUGGAAGAUCCCGCUUCUUUCUCGAAUCUGAGUCCAAUAACUGUGCUGGAGCAGACCAUGUGUGGCCUCUCCCACCUCCAUUCACUCAACAUAGUCCAUCGUGACCUGAAGCCGAGGAACAUUCUCCUCUCUGGGCCUGGAGCUCUGGGAAGAGUCCGAGCUCUCAUCUCAGACUUCGGACUCUGUAAAAAGAUCCCCGACGGACGAAGCAGCUUCUCUAUGCGGUCUGGAAUACCAGGAACUGAAGGGUGGAUAGCCCCCGAAGUGCUCCGAGACACACCAGGAAACAAACCGACGGCAGCAGUGGACGUGUUCUCGGCAGGCUGUGUCUUCUACUAUGUGGUCAGCAGAGGGCAGCACCCCUUUGGAGAUGCGUUAAGAAGACAAAUUAACAUCCUGUCUGGAGAAUAUUCCCUCUCACACUUUAAAGAGGAAUCAAAUGAUGACAUCAUAGCGCGGGAUCUGAUUGAGCAGAUGAUUGGUGCCAACGCAGAAACCCGGCCCUCCACCGAGUGUGUGCUCAAACACCCUUUCUUCUGGAGUCGGGAGAAACAGCUGCUCUUUUUCCAGGACGUGAGUGAUCGGAUAGAGAAGGAGCCAGCAGACAGCCCCAUUGUGGUCAGACUAGAGACGGCAGGACGAGUGGUGGUCCGGACGAACUGGAGAAUGCACAUCUCUGUCCCUCUGCAGACAGACUUGAGGCGGUUCAGGACAUAUAAAGGAAACUCCGUUAGAGAUCUGCUUCGAGCCAUGAGGAAUAAGAAGCAUCACUAUCAUGAGUUACCCCCAGAGGUGCAGGAGACUCUUGGCGAGCUUCCCGAGGGCUUCGUCAGCUACUUCACCUCACGGUUUCCACGGUUACUGAUGCACACACAUGCUGCUCUCCACAUCUGUGCUCAGGAGAGGCUGUUUCAUCCAUACUAUAAACCUCCCAAAGCCAAAUAG